UUUAGGCCGAGAUCUUGUUACAAGAGUAAUUACAGCAUUAUAUGGUGAAUUACACGACAAAUCAAUUUUAGCAUCGGCUAUAUCCGUUUUAAAAUUAUCAAAUCAUACGCUAAAAGGCAAUCGACGUAAUGAGAUAAUAAUGCAAAUUCGUGGAUUACCAUUAAAGCAAGUCGGGCGUAAUUUUUUAGUAAUUGUACAAUUAGAUAUAAUGGCAACUAUUUUAGAAAUUGCAAAAACAUUACAAAUGACUACACCAAAAAGUCAAUGGUUGUAUAUUAUUUGUGAUAUGGAUAGUAAUCAAAAUGUUACAACGUACUCGAAUUUACUUGGGGAAGGUGAAAAUAUCGCAUUUAUAUACAAUUCAACAAUUACGAGUAACGAAUGUGUGCAAGGAAUCGAAAAUCAAACUGUGGAUGUUUUACGUGGGUUUAUGACAGCUUUAGAUUCAGCUGUUCGUGAAGAAGAAGAAACUUCAUCACAAAUACCAGAUGAAGAAUGGGAAGCUGUUCGUCCAACAAAAGAACAAAGACGUGAUUUUUUAUUAAAAACUCUAAGACAACAUUUGUCUCAAUAUGGUGUGAACGGGAAUUGUACUCGAUGGAAAUUGCAAUCAGGAGAAACUUGGGGGUUACAAUAUGAACAAAAAAAUGAAUCGACUGAUAUACAAUUACUGGAUGUUGGAUAUUGGCGUCCAAGCGAUGGCUUAAAUUUAAAUGAUGUUUUAUUUCCACAUGUUGAACACGGAUUCCGUGGCCGUACUUUACCAUUAGUUUCAUUUCAUAAUCCACCGUGGCAAGUUUUAAAAUUAAAUGAAACUGGUUCCGUAGUCGAAUAUAGUGGUGUUAUAUUUCAUAUUAUUGAAGAAAUAUCAAAAAAAUUAAAUUUUACUUUCACCAUUGUAUUUCCAGAUGGCCAUAGAAUUGGAUUAGCUGCAAAUGAAACGUAUAACCCAUCUACAAUUAAGGGUAUAAACAUUGAUAAUGCUCGACGUAUUGUGAAUGAGUCAAAUCGAAUUAUAGAGGUUCUACGUAAAAGAUCUGUAUUAAUGGCUGCUUGUGCGGUUACAGUCAAUAAUCAACGUAAACAUAUUAUAAAUUACACGAUGCCAAUAAGUACUGAAACAUAUACUUUUCUAGUAUCACGACCAAAAGAAUUGAGUAGGGCAUUGUUAUUUUUGUCACCAUUUGCACUUGAUACUUGGUUAUGUUUAGGCAUUGCUGUUGCCUCAAUGGGACCAAUUUUAUAUUUUAUUCACAAAUUUAGCCCGGUGUAUGAAUACACCGGGCUUACUCAAAGCGGUGGAUUGUCGACAAUUCAUAAUUGUCUUUGGUAUAUGUAUGGGGCAUUAAUGCAACAAGGUGGAAUGUAUCUGCCUUCCGCUGAUAGCGGUAGAUUAAUUGUGGGAACAUGGUGGUUAGUUGUUUUAGUGGUUGUAACUACUUAUAGUGGUAAUUUAGUGGCAUUUUUAACCUUUCCAAAAAUUGAUAGUCCUAUAAAUACGAUUAACGAUUUAUUGACUCAUCGGGAUACUGUCACAUGGAGUAUUUUACAUGGAACUUCUCUUGAAGAGUUUCUAAAAACUACAGAUGAACCAAAAUUAGAGGCCUUACAUAAAGGAGUGCUCUUGAAAGAUGAAGUUGACACUAAAAUGCUGGAUGAAAUUACCGCGGGUCGGCAUGUUUUCAUUGAUUGGAAAAUUAAUCUACAAUUUGUCAUGAAAAAGGAAUUCUUACGAACAAAUCGAUGCGAUCUUACAUUAAGUUCUGAUGAAUUUUUGGAGGAACAAGUUGCGAUGAUUGUUUCAAAAGGAAAUCCAUAUCUUCCAAUGAUCAAUGAACAAAUUAAACGUUUACAUCAAGUAGGAUUAAUUGAAAAAUGGUUAACAGAUUAUUUACCGAAAAAAGAUCGAUGUUCGAAUAUUGCAACCACCACCGAAGUGAAAAAUCACACUGUCAAUAUGAAUGAUAUGCAAGGAUCUUUUUUUGUUUUAUUUUUAGGUUUUAUUUGCGCAGCUUUUGUGAUAAUCAUUGAAAAGCUUUGGAAGAAAAGGGUAAUCUCAAAGGAACAAAAAGUAAUACAACCGUUUAUGUCAUAA
Molecule: messenger RNA, 2095 nt
Organism: Chrysoperla carnea
Lineage: Eukaryota; Metazoa; Arthropoda; Insecta; Neuroptera; Chrysopidae
Gene: Ir93a
Product: ionotropic receptor 93a
Exons: 12
Coding region: 140-2095 (651 amino acids)
Biological process (GO): monoatomic ion transport
Cellular component (GO): membrane
Molecular function (GO): glutamate-gated receptor activity
Source: RefSeq, a predicted model, not a curated record